Molecule: messenger RNA, 328 nt
Organism: Scutellospora calospora
Lineage: Eukaryota; Fungi; Glomeromycota; Glomeromycetes; Diversisporales; Gigasporaceae
Source: the annotation of a GenBank genome assembly
AAAUAUUAAAAAUAAUAAAUAUUCAAAUCAUAUUAAACAAUUAAUAUAUGAAUAUCCAAAUGCUAGUAUGACUGAAAGAGUUAAUGAAAUUUUUCAAAUAUUAAAAGAGUCUAAUAAAGCAAAUAUUAAUGAUUGGAUUACAUUUAUUCAACAUCUUGAAUACAUGGUUAAAAAAAUUGAAAACUCUCAAAAUUUAACAGAUGCAUUAGCUGAAUUUGAUUUAGAAAAAGAAGAAAAAAUCCUUCUUUUAAAAGAAAAGAAAUUAGAAUUAGAAGAAAAAGAGUUGAAACUUAAAAAAGAAAAAUUAGAAAUUCUUAAGCUUAAAUAG